This is a messenger RNA of Atta colombica, 2674 nucleotides long. RefSeq lists its product as uncharacterized. The transcript has 3 exons. The record is from RefSeq and is a predicted model, not a curated record. Lineage: Eukaryota; Metazoa; Arthropoda; Insecta; Hymenoptera; Formicidae. The coding region runs from base 59 to 1645 and encodes 528 amino acids.
UAAAAAAAGACGGUGGUCGUUGCCAUCCUUUUCACGGUGGGCCACCCUGGUCGAAAAAAUGCGAUUAAUUCUGACAAUAUUAUACGGCCUCUUUGUUAUCUCCGCAUUUGGAGACCCGAUUAGAACAAAGAGAGAGCCUCCCGUGAGCUCACAGUAUGGUGCACCACCGGCAUCGUCCUACGGAGUACCGAACGUAGGACCAUCAGAUUCUUAUGGUCCACCACCUUCAAAUUCCUACGGUCCACCCUCUAAUUCUUAUGGUGCUCCUCCGCUACCAUCGUCAUCUUAUGGCGCACCAUCUGGACCUUCGUCAUCCUAUGGUGCAUCACCAUUGUCAUCCUACGGGGCACCAUCAUCAGGCGAUCACGGAUCCUUCGGUAAUGAUCACGGUGGAUCAUAUGAUCUAGGCGGUGAUCAUGGUGGAGGAUCCUUUGGCGGCGGUCACGGUGGAGGAUCCUUUGGCGGCGGUCACGGUGGAGGAUCUUUCGGCGGCGGUCACGAUGGAGGAUCCUUCGGCGGCGGUCACGGUGGAGGAUCUUUCGGCAGUGGUCACGGAUCUUUCGGUGACGAUCACGGUUCCAUUGGAGGAUCAUUCGAUGACCAUCAUGGAGGCGGCGGCGGUUAUGGCGGUGGUGGCGGCGGUUACGGCGGUGGUGGCGGUCACGGCGGUGGUGACGGCGGUUACGGCGGUGGUGGCGGUCAUGGCGGAGGUGACGGUCACGGCGGUGGUGGCGGUCACGGCGGUGGUGACAGCGGUUAUGGCGGAGGUGGAGGCAGCUUUGGAUCGAUUUCUGAUUCUUAUGGGCCGCCAUCAUUACCUUCUGAUUCCUAUGGACCUCCCUCGCAUGAUCACGGGCCGAAGGGCGUGUGGAAAAAAAAGUUGGUAUGGAAGCCCGAAUGGAAGCAGAUUUGGAAAACAGAAUCGAAGAUGAUCUGGAAGCAGGAAUGGAAGAAGAUACAAGUGCCGAUUUGGAAGGAGAUUCAAGUACCUGCUUGGAAGGAGAUCAAAGUACCUGUCUGGAAAAAGAUUCAGAAACCUAUUUGGAAGGAGAUUCAAGUACCGGCUUGGAAGGAGGUCCAAGUGCCAGCUUGGAAGAAGAUAUGGAAGCCUGUUUGGAAGGAAAUCCAAGUUCCUGUGUGGAAAGAAGUCCAAGUGCCCGAUUGGAAGAAAGUCUGGGUGCCAGAAUGGAUUAAAAUUGGUAUACCGGGAGAACACUCUGUGGGCAAAGAUCAUCAUGGUUGGCAGUAUACCAGCCAUGGUCUCUGGAAGAAGAAACUAAUAUGGAAGCCGAUUUGGAAGAAGAUUUGGAGAACAGAAAAAAAACAAAUUUGGGUAAGCGACAAAAAAUUAGAAUGGAAGGCCGAAUGGAAACAAAUUUGGAAGACGGAAAAGAAGCAAAUCUGGGUGUCAGACAAGAAGCUAAUUUGGCAGGAAGAAUCGGUGCAAGUAUGGGUACCUCAAAAGAAGCAGAUUUGGGUCACGCAGAAGAAACAGGUGUGGAAAGAUGAAUGGAAAAGCAAAUGGGUUCCGGUUUGGAAGGAUGUGCAGGUACCGGCUUGGAAGAAGAUCUGGAAGCCCGUUUGGGAGAAAGUUUGGGUUCCCAUCGAGUCUCACCACGACGACGGUCAUCACGGUUACAAGUAGAUCGUCGUCGAGGGUCACGUUCGGCCGGUUCGAUCUUUCUUCUGCGUAUGCUCGUGACAUCUGAAAAUCGAAAGGUCAACUCGGAAAAUUGUUAGAGAAUCAUGAAAGUCGGUCGAAUUUUAUAAUGUCUUGUGAUAAUGGAUUGCUCGCCGAUAGCUAUAGAUAUCUCUCGAGAGGAGAAAAGGGAAGGCCGAUUAAACGUAUCGCACGAAGAAGAGGAAAGCCUGCAACGAAUAGUUAGAAAGCAUCGCGACUAUGAGAUAUGUACGAAAGUAGAUGAUGAAAAUUUUCAAUUGAUCAUUUUGGCGACAACGCGACUAAGUUAUGUGAUAACCAAAGUCAUUCAGCUCGUCAUAAGAGGAACCAAAAUAUCGAUCAAUGAGAUAUUACUAUAACGGAUGUGAAAAUAUCAUUAUCUACAUUUUACUAUACAUCUCCUAAAAAAGAUGUGUACUAAUAACUGAUCUUUAGCAAAUAAAUUUAUAACCAUAAUGCAUCUUUCUAGAGAUUACACGACUUGUUAAAUUAAACCUUAAAGCAAACCAUUGCCAAGCAAACUAUUGCCAAAAAAAAUAUCAUGUUUGUCAAUUAUUUGUUGAAAAAUAAUGUUAUAAUCUAUUAGAAAAAAAAACAUCUAUUUCUUAAAACUGUUUAAUAUAUCUAUGUAUUUAUAUCAAUAAAAUGUAAAUGAUGGCUCAAUAGAAUUAAGAAUUCGAUUCAUCUAAAUAUUAAAAGGCUACUUGGAAUGCUGGAUAUUUAUAUCAACUGUAAUUUUCUAUUGUUUAUAGAUAUAACAAACUGCUUUGAAAGUAAUUUUAAAUUUAAUCUCUGACAAUGAAAAUUACACACACAGGCAAGAAAAGUCCUUCUUUGUUUAUUUUUUUUAGUGCGAAUAAUCCAUAGCCUUAGAAUGGCUAUAUACGUAUUAUUAUUUUAUGUAAUUAAUCUUACUUUGUAAAUAUCGUUUGAUUAUUGGGAUGCGUGCAUGUUAAUAUUUUUUUAUAUGUUAAUAAAUAUGAUUUUAUACUA